AUGCUUCGCAACAUUAUUCGUAGUCGUACCACUGUUGGUUCAACCCUGAAUAUUUUGAAGCCUACCAUCACAAAAUGUGCAGCAACCAAGCUCGCUUACAGCAGUAAGCAGUUCUCAACUACUAGAACAUGGUUCCAAGAGUCUAAAAAGGUCGAAGAUGCGGCAUCUGCUGAACCUGUUACCCAAAAGAAAAAAAAGCCUUUAAGCAGGAUACCUAUUGGUGGUACUGAAACUCAUUCUCAAAAAAUGGAUUCGAAUUCGUCUAUUGAAUUUAGUACUUGGAAGGCCGCUGCGUUAUUCAUAGUUAUUGGGGGUUCAAUAUAUUUCUACUUCAAGAAUGAAAAGGAAAGAUUGGAGACCGAAAAGGAAGCAGAGGCUAAUAGAGGUUAUGGGAAACCGUUGGUUGGUGGUCCAUUUAGCUUGAUCGACUUUAAUGGGAAACCCUUUACAGAAAAGGAUCUAUUAGGUAAGUUCUCUAUCAUCUACUUUGGCUUUAGUCACUGCCCUGAUAUCUGUCCUGAUGAGUUAGACAAGUUGGGAGUGUGGUUAGAUAAUUUGAAGAAGAAGGACAUCCAUUUACAGCCAAUCUUCAUCACAUGUGACCCAGCCAGAGAUCCACCAGAGGUAUUAAAGGAAUAUUUAAGUGAAUUUCAUCCAGAUAUUAUUGGUUUAACUGGUGAUUAUGAUUCUAUUAAGAGCGCUUGUAAAAAGUACAGAGUGUACUUCUCCACUCCACCUAAUGUUAAACCUGGUCAAGAUUAUUUGGUUGACCACUCUAUCUUCUUCUACUUAAUGGAUCCAGAAGGACAGUUCAUUGAAGCUUUGGGUAGAAACUACGAUGAACAAACCGGUGUUGAGAAGAUUGUAGAACAUGUAUCUGCUUACGUUCCUAAGGAAGAACGUGAAAAAAGGAAAGAUAAGUGGUACUCUUUCUUAUUUUAA
Kluyveromyces marxianus DMKU3-1042 is the source of this 942-nucleotide messenger RNA. RefSeq names its product cytochrome c oxidase biogenesis protein (gene SCO1). Lineage: Eukaryota; Fungi; Ascomycota; Saccharomycetes; Saccharomycetales; Saccharomycetaceae. Gene Ontology annotation, cellular component: mitochondrial inner membrane. The transcript has a single exon. Gene Ontology annotation, molecular function: copper chaperone activity; copper ion binding. Gene Ontology annotation, biological process: mitochondrial respiratory chain complex IV assembly; intracellular copper ion homeostasis. The record is from RefSeq and is a predicted model, not a curated record. The coding region runs from base 1 to 942 and encodes 313 amino acids.